AUGAGAGUAAAUCGGCCGGUAGGAAUAUCCCCGGUAGCAUCAUGGGAGGCCUUCGUCCAAAAUGGUUAUCACCUGCAUCUCAACCGCUGUCAGCCAGAUCCCGGACUUGAUAUGACGAGAGAGGCGAUUGAAGACUCCACCAUCCAAUUUGGGGGCCAGGUAAAUAAAACAGAAAAGUCACCCCACCGAGGUUUGAUUACGUGUAAUCAUGUAAUAGACAAUGUCACUUGGCAAAAUCCUCCUGCGACCGCAGCUGCACUGGGAGGCCUUUGUGGGAGGUUCAAAGGUAGGACGGAAAUUCAGGGAUGA
Molecule: messenger RNA, 309 nt
Organism: Pyricularia grisea
Lineage: Eukaryota; Fungi; Ascomycota; Sordariomycetes; Magnaporthales; Pyriculariaceae
Exons: 4
Coding region: 1-309 (102 amino acids)
Source: RefSeq, a predicted model, not a curated record